UUUUUUGUCAACCAAACAAAAAGUCGAAAUAAAAUUCAUGGGAAUUUUGAAUGCCCAUAAGAAAAUAAGUCAACCAAACAGCAACAAAGAUUACCUCAAAAAAAAUUGACCUACGAAUAUCUUAUUGACCCAUGAAUAUCUUAUUGACUUUAAUUUAAUUUGGUCACUAUUAGGGGCUGUUUGGUUGAACUUCUUGAUAGUUUUAUUUGUUUGGUUGGCUAUUUAAGUAUGAAAUCUCAUGGGGAUUCUAAGUCCACCUUAUUCCCUUGGAAUUUCAUACCCACCUCCCCUAAGGUUUCAUUAUCCAUACUAUUAAGUAUGAGUAUCCAUUCCAUGAUUAAACCAAAUAAUUAGAUUGGUAUGGGAUAUAGAAUCCAUACCACCCAGAAUCCAUACUAAUCCAUUCCAACUUAGUGAACCAAACAAACCCUUAGUACUGUAUUACAGCAGCUGACCUAUUUUAACAGCUCUGUUUUGACACUCUCAAUAUGGUAGAUUUUCCCCCCUCCUUUUUCUCAAUUCGGAGAGGUAAAAAACACCAAUAUCUACAGUAUGUAGUUCAUAGGAUUUUUCAUCAAGAAAAUUGCAAGGCUUUGUUCUUCUUCAACUGAAAUCUGUGAUCUUUUAGUAGGGGUUUGAAGUUGAUAUGGAUGUGCAUUUGAAGAACUUGGUUGGUAGAUUCCAUGAGCAAUUUGGAUCUGGGCCAGGACUUGGUCCUGCAUCUAGUACUUGCUUGAUGAAAGUGGAGGGUGUGACUGUUUCUUUCAUCAAGUCACUCUAUAGAGCUGGUGCAGCUCUAUAUAGGACUGAUCCAUGGAGGCGAUUACGGCCCGGGCAUUUCUUUGGUGUUAGGGUUGGCAAAAACUCUGAGUGGCCUGGCAGAGUGCAGCCAUUUCCCUGUGUCCAAUUUAUUGGGGGGGAUGGUGGGGAUCUAGCGUUUUAUCUAUAUCAAUCUGAGAAUGAUGCUCAGGAGGCAACGAAGCUAAGAGAAAUUGUACCUGCCCCGAAUACUGAGAUUAUGAGGGUGACCUUUGAGAAAGAGUCCUUGAUGUUUCCUUGUCACAAGAAAAUGAUCAAGUCUUUGGCUCUUGAAGGAACCAAGUACUUUCCUGUUUUCGAUGUUGUGUGUUGCAAUUCUGAUGGUGAGCUUAGAUAUAGGAAUCCAAUGUUUGAGGAGCUUAGAUUUGUGUAUGCUUCCAUGAGAGGUAUGACUUUGGUUCACCCUUUGCUACAAGAAGAUGUGCAAGCCACAACCAAAUGGUCUCAAUUUAUGCGUUUUGAGCCAUUUAUUGAGACAGUGGAUGUUCAAUGGCCUGCAGGGAUGGCCAAGGGCAAUGAUAUUGUAGCAGUGACAGUUUCACAUCCACCUGGUCAGGCUUAUGAGGAAAAAUCCUUUUCUUCAGCCAACUCAACCACCACCGAGUAUACAGAACCAACCAGUGAAGACCAUUUUCUGACAUAAAAAGCAUACUAGAAGAUACUUUGGCGAUGUGCAAUGUGUGAGAGAAUUUCGCACUGAUUAGUCUUUUUCUUGCAGUAGGUCUUUGUGCGAUAGUUUAUUGUUUCCCUAAUUACCAGAAGCUGCACAUUGGAAGGAGUCUCAUAAGGGCAUGUGUGGCCUGUACAAAGCCAUAAAAUAAAGACAAGAGGAGCUUCCAAUGAGAAUACUUUUAUCCCUACUUGCUUUUUCCUCGUGUCAUUGUUGCAUUGAACUGUAAAUUAGAGAGCAAUAUAAGUUGGGGUGGAGCUCUUGAGUUGAUCAAAUGAUUCAAAUCCAUGGGCGUAACUGCAUUUUUUAUCAACCAGUCUGAAUUUUUUUGUACAAUUGUUAAGCAUGUUCUUCGUUCAGCUGCCCCGCUUAUCACUCAUCCUGUCAUUCCUAUUCCUUUCCGUUCUCCAGAAGACUUUUAGCAAAUGUGCCAUCUUACAGUAAUUGCUUUGUCUGCUUGCGUUGACUACAAUGACUUAAUAUUGUGCGUAAUCGGAUUGUCAUUUUUAAUAUGAUGGAAAAUCCAUGAUAAAGAUAUAAGCUUUAAGGUACCUCUCAAUAAACUUGUAGUUCACAGUAUGAUUAGUGGAACAUGAUUGAAUUUGAAUACAUUGUUAUUGUAUCGUAUGCAUGACUACUGUACUACUCCAUUUGGUGGAAUGAAACAUUAGAUAUUCUAGUUA
Chenopodium quinoa (quinoa) is the source of this 2172-nucleotide messenger RNA. RefSeq lists its product as uncharacterized. The coding region runs from base 647 to 1462 and encodes 271 amino acids. The record is from RefSeq and is a predicted model, not a curated record. NCBI's taxonomy places the organism in Eukaryota, Viridiplantae, Streptophyta, Magnoliopsida, Caryophyllales, Amaranthaceae. The transcript has 2 exons.